Molecule: messenger RNA, 1008 nt
Organism: Zerene cesonia (dogface butterfly)
Lineage: Eukaryota; Metazoa; Arthropoda; Insecta; Lepidoptera; Pieridae
Gene: Clc
Product: clathrin light chain
Exons: 6
Coding region: 108-764 (218 amino acids)
Biological process (GO): clathrin coat assembly; clathrin-dependent endocytosis; intracellular protein transport
Cellular component (GO): clathrin coat of trans-Golgi network vesicle; postsynaptic endocytic zone cytoplasmic component; plasma membrane
Molecular function (GO): clathrin heavy chain binding; structural molecule activity
Source: RefSeq, a predicted model, not a curated record
AAUUGUCAUAAUCUGUGAUUGUCAUUGGUUUUAUUUCUUGGUUCUUCAUCGACGUCAACUUUCUUGGCUUCGCGAAUUCGGUGAUUCAUUUCAUAUUUUUCUGUACAAUGGAUGAUUUCGGUGAUAAUUUCGUUCAACCGGAAGUCGACCCAGCCGCAGACUUCUUGGCUCGAGAGCAAAACCAACUGGCAGGAUUAGAAGAUGAUCUAGAAACCAGUGCUCCGCCCCCUAUUGCGUCGAGUAUAGCAUCAAACGGUCUUGAUGAUUUUGUUGAAGUUCCGAGUGCUGCAGCAUUUGAAGCGAAUGGUGGUCUUCUUGAUGAUGAUCCAGCCCCAGCACCAGCACCAGCUGCACCAGUGGUGUCCGUCUUCAGACAAGAAAGAGAAGAACCAGAGAAGAUAAAGAUAUGGAGGGAAGAACAGAAAAAGAGACUAGAAGAGAAAGAUGCUGAGGAAGAAAGAAAGAAGCAAGAAAUGUUGAAGGUAGCAAAAAAAGAAUUAGAGGAUUGGUAUAAAACACAUGAAGAACAAAUUGCCAAAACAAAAGCAGCUAAUAGGGAGUCCGCUAAAAAUGCAGAGAAAGCUUUAGCCCGUGGAUCUGAGAGUGGAGUGGAAGAGGGCAAUGAGUGGGCUCGUGUAGCUGAGCUUUGUGACUUCGGGCCGAGGCGAGGCCGCGAUGUAGCUCGUCUGAGAUCUAUUGUCCUACAGUUGAAGCAAUCUGGUGUCAGCCCUAAGUACCCACCGCGGUCUACUAAAGUAGCUUGAAGAUUUUUAUAAAUAAGAAAAUGUUGUUAGCCUAAAUAUUUGUCUUUAAUCAGUCUCUGAAUAAAUCACAUUGAAUUACAAUAAAAGUAAUAGAAAAGCAUGUGAUUUUUAUAGAAUAAUUAUUGUAUUGCUUAAACAGACUGUUAUUUAUUAAAUUUAUUUUUUAUUGUUCAGUAUGGCUAAUGUUAUUGGAGUAUCUUUUUUAUUUGGUCAAUAAUUAUAAAUAAAUAUCAUUCCAGAGUUA